Morone saxatilis (striped sea-bass) is the source of this 3974-nucleotide messenger RNA. It is a transcript of the gene prickle1b, whose product is annotated as prickle homolog 1b. The transcript has 8 exons. Lineage: Eukaryota; Metazoa; Chordata; Actinopteri; Moronidae. The record is from RefSeq and is a predicted model, not a curated record. Gene Ontology annotation, molecular function: zinc ion binding. The coding region runs from base 236 to 3022 and encodes 928 amino acids.
CCAGAGCUGCGCAGCACUCAGCCCUGGUGAACGUCGUCAUCUUUAUGUCUUUACCCAUGAUCAUGCUCUGAAAGACUUCAUCCAUCGAGCUGAUUCAGGACUCGAAACGGCACUGAGUUGUGUUUGUUUGGAUGCAGUCAGCCCGAAUGCCUCCAGAGCCGUGAUUUUAUUCUGAUAAAAGGAAUAUUCAACGCCGACCCGGGCCAAGUUGUUCUUCUGUGAGCGCUCUUCUGUGAUGAACCUGGAGCGCAGUGAAAGAGGGGAGCGCCCUUCUCCUCGAGGCCUGGAGAUGGAGCCUCGCGCUGGGGGGAAGAUGGGAAAGAUAUCCGUGGGCUUCCAGAGGAGCUCCACCUCAGAUGAUGACUCUGGGUGUGCGUUGGAGGAGUAUGCAUGGGUGCCACCGGGAGUCAGGCCUGAGCAGGUCCAGAUGUAUUUCUCCUGUCUACCGGAGGAUAAGGUGCCGUACGUCAACAGCCCCGGAGAGAAGCAGAGGAUCCGGCAGCUCCUCUACCAGCUGCCACCGCAUGACAACGAGGUGCGUUAUUGCCAUUCUCUGACUGAGGAGGAGAAGAGGGAGCUCCACAUGUUCAGCGCCCAGAGGAAGAGAGAGGCACUGGGGAGAGGAACACCCAAGAUCCUGCCCCGAGCUCUGCAACACACCCGCUGUGAAAAUUGUGGCGAAGGCAUCAAUGGAGGAGAGAUGGCCAUUUUUGCCUCCAGAGCAGGGCCGAGCCCCUGCUGGCACCCAGCAUGCUUUGUGUGUGCCACGUGUCAAGAGCUGCUGGUGGAUCUGAUCUAUUUCUACCAAAAUGGCAAGAUCCUCUGCGGAAGACACCACGCUGAGCUUCUCAAACCGCGAUGCUCUUCUUGUGACGAGAUCAUAUUUUCAGAUGAGUGCACUGAAGCAGAAGGUCGUCACUGGCACAUGAAGCACUUUGCCUGUUUCGAGUGCGAGACGAUGCUAGGGGGGCAGCGCUACAUCAUGAAAGAUGGCCGGCCCUACUGUUGCGGCUGCUUUGAGUCACUGUAUGCAGAGUACUGCGAGGCCUGUGGUGAAAACAUUGGUGUUGACCAUGCCCAGAUGACCUAUGAAGGUGUACACUGGCACGCCACAGACCAGUGCUUCUGUUGUGCCCAGUGCAAGACAUCCUUGCUGGGCUGUCCCUUCCUGCCAAAGCAGGGUCGCAUUUAUUGCUCAAAGGCCUGCAGCCAGGGGGAAGAUGUUCAUGCCUCCGACUCAUCUGAUUCCGCCUUCCAGUCUGCCCGCUCACGUGAGUCACGGCGCAGUGUCCGCAUGGGGAAGAGCAGCAGGCCUGCCGAACAGUGGAGACAGUCACAGCUAUUUAACCCCCCUGCCGCUGUCCCCUCCUUUGAGUAUAAGUUCAGAGAUGGAGAGGGUGAUGGAGAUGCUGAUUGCGACAUUGGUAUCGUAGGGCGCAAGCUGGCUCGUCUAGGCCUGGAAGAGGAGAGGUUCUGGAGGGAGCGGGAGGAGCAGGAUGUCGGUGGAGAGGAGGAUCCAGAGGAGUGGGCACAGCAUGAAGACUAUAUGACUCAGCUCCUGCUCAAGUUUGGUGACCGUGGGAUGUUACACCAACUUCAGCAACCAUCCCUAAAAUCUCCCAGCCCUAGCAGUGACAGAAACAGGUUAAUAGCUGUCUCUGACCCCUGGCUAAAGCCUGAUACCAUAUCUAUGGGGGUUACUGCCUCCUCUCCAACCCCUGCCAGUCCCACCCAGAGCCAGACUUCGAAUCAAUCACGAGCCAACAGCCUUAGCCCUGGACUGAUGAGCAAGAAGCACCUGCCUGAAAUGUACUGGGCCCAGUCCCAGGAUGGGUUGGGAGACUCAGCCUAUGGGAGUCAUCCAGGUCCUGCCAGUGCCAGAAAGAUCCAAGAGCUGGAGCUGGACCAGGAUCAGGACCAAUCUGGCACAGGAAGACAAGCCUUCUGGCCAGACAACAGGCAGUGGUAUGAAGACUCCCUUGAGUGUAUCGCCGAUGAACUGAGGAAAGUUGAGCAGGGUGCUGGAGACUCCAUGGACUCUCUGGCAUUAUCAAACAUUACUGGUGCAUCAGUGGAUGGAGAUGGCAGGGAUAGACCUAUAGUCUACAGCCUUGCCAUGCAGGAUCCCUCGGUGACAGAUGACUGUGAGAAGAUGAGCAACAUGGGAACCUUCAAUUCAUCUCAUCUUCACCACAGUGCCAACUCUCUCAACCUUAAUAUGGAGAAGGGAGAUGAGGAGGAGGUAGCAUUUGCAAUGAGGGGAGGCACACCAGGAGGACUUCUCUCCCCAAUGUCCCCACAUUCAGAAGGCCUCCCUUCAUCUUUUGUCCACGCCCCAGCACUGAGGAGGAGCAAGUCCCAGUCCAGACCUCCUCAGAUGGUCAAGUUUUCAGAGGAUACUGUGGACAAUGGAUAUAAUGAUGGUUUUGAUGUGAAUAUUAGAAAGCAUCCCAUGAGUGAGAAGCCACAGCGGAGGGCGUACUGCCCAGAUGAGAUGGGCCGAGAAAGAAGCCGUCCAACGAGCCACCAUGGGCGCAGCAGGCAGCACCACCACCGGCAAGGCAGGCACCACCGGAGCCGCAAAACCCGGUCAGACAACAACCUCCACAUGUUGCCUUUGGAGAAAGCACAGAGGCUGUAUGAGCCCCAGCAGCAGGGUCUGGGAAACCCUCCUUGUGGUGCCAUGCUCCUACAGCAUCCCGCACACAGGCUGCCACUGGCCUACUCGCAAACCCGAUCUGACUAUAUGCCUCAGGGCUCAGCUCAAGGAGACCCACGCGUUGAGCAUUUCAUGGGUCUCUACAGAGAUGAGGAUGACUCUUGCUCUACUUGCUCUUCUUCAUCAUCAGACUCUGAGGAGGAGGGCUAUUUCCUGGGCCAGCCGAUCCCUCAGCCUCGAGCGGCUGGGCGCUACUAUGCCGAGGACUACCCAACAAGGGUUACAGCCCUCUCUCCCCAGAGCCACGGCUUACAGACUGGUCGCAGGAAGAGCCACCGCUCCAAAAACUGUAUCAUUUCUUAACUUAAUCUGCACUACACUAAGCAAUAAUGUCAGAUUUUCUGAUCAUGUGGAUUUAGCGGAUCAAAUCUGGGUUUAGAAAGGCAGUUUAAAACAACCCAUGUGGACAGACUGUAUUCCAUCCUAACAGAAGGCACAUGACAAGAUGCAUAUCAUAUUUUAGGCCAAAAUCUACUGAAAGAAAUCAAUUCCAAUUACUAAGAAAGCAAAGGACGGACUGGAUCUUGUAAUAUAUAGUCAGAAAAUCAGUUUUUGUGUAUGUGCAAAUUUGGCCUAGAUACUGGGUUUCAUUAAAUUUUCGCACUAAUAUGAUGCAUGGACUGGUGAACUUGGAAGCCUUUCUUUAGACAGUGCAGACCAAAAUAUUGCUUGUUGCUGAGUUGACAGGGUGGUGACAUUAAACUUAAUCUUUCAUUUCAGCAUUUGCCAUUAAGUUUUUAAAAAUGUUUUGUGUUCAGUUAAAUGUUUUGCAGCAAUAUCUUUGUGUGCAUUCAAAUGGCAACACAUUGUAUACAGAGGUUGAUAAAGUAGAAAAUAGAAACAAACCAAAUAAUUAUUUAAUACAUAAUAGUACAAAAUGAUAAUGUAUAUAUUAAGUUAAGAUUUUAAUACCGGUAUUUUUAUAUCUGUGGUUUAAAGAAUUGUUUCUUUGGAAGUAUAUGAUAUAAAAGAAUAGCAGUUGUAAUGGUAAACAAACAGACCUCGUUAAUAUUUGAGAAACAAAGAAGGUGCCACUUCAUAAACUGUUCUCCACAGUAAAGUGCCAUGUUACUCGGUAACAAUGUCUAUUAUAACAUAUAUUCCUCACCGCUCACUAUCGAUGUAGAAAAUAUAAAACGAAUGGCAGUAACAGCUGCAUUUUCCGUACUGAGCUGAACUGUUCACUACCCUUGCUCUGACGUAACCAGCUAAAUGCUUUGUGAUGUAAAGACGCUUGUAAUAAAUAUUUUUUCUC